Messenger RNA from Ceutorhynchus assimilis (cabbage seed weevil), 1390 nucleotides. The record is from the annotation of a GenBank genome assembly. Lineage: Eukaryota; Metazoa; Arthropoda; Insecta; Coleoptera; Curculionidae.
GUGACUAGUAAAGAUUAUAAAAUUCCCCAAUUCACAGGAUAAAAAUAAGUCGAUAAUAUUAGUUUAAACUGUAACAACUGAUAGAUUGAUCGAUACGUAUAUCAGCGCUUAUGUAAACUUUGAUAGCAAAACACUUUCCGAAAUAGAUUUUCAAUAAUAAUAAUCGCUAUUGAAGCUUGUAACAAGGAUUCGUCAUUCUGAUAUGAGAUAGCUUUCGAAAAUACGAAACAAUGAUAUAAGUUAGUUAUUAGUGAACCGUUCCAUUAGUUUGGAAAAGACUUCAUAAAACAUAAUUUGGGAGAUUCUACGAAUAUUUAAAAUGACUGGAUCAUGGAAAGACAACUUCAAAACAUCAAAUUUUUGGCCGACUCAUUUUAAUCCAGAAUUGUUUAUAAUGUCCCAGUGGCAGUCAGAUAAGGAAACGCCCAGUUUAAUUUACCUCUGCGUCAGAUUAGCGGUUUUCGUAAGCUUCUUUGUCAUAUGGAUAUUAACGUAUACCAUGGAACCAUCUGCUGGCAAACCAAGAUGGCCUGUGUUUCUAACCAAUUGGGGAAUGACUCUCAACGUGCUACAGUCAUUUCUGUCUUGUCUUAUGCUAACUUGUGCUAUAAUUGGUACAAAGGUGCUCGACAAUGACGCAUUGAAAGAAAGCGUUUUGAAAUGCUACAAAACAUAUUGGGUUCUCAAUGUUAUGGCUACCAGUGUUGCUUUUACUAUUACAUUUAUUUAUUGGACUCUUAUCUAUAAACAAACUGGUUCGUAUUGGAGUACCAUGAAUUUUAUGGUGCAUGGAUUCAACUCAGUACUCAUGUUUGUUGAUUUUUGUCUGGUAGCCCAUCCAGUACGCUUCUUGCAUUUGAUCUAUCCUAUCGCAAUAACAUUUGCUUAUACUAUUAUGACUGCCAUUUUCUAUGUAUGUGGAGGAACCAUGAGGGACGGAUCUAGAUAUAUCUACCCGAUUCUAAAAUGGGAUCAACCCGUCCCAACAAUUGGUUACUGCGCAGCUGUGCUGAUUCUUUUGACAAUUAUGCAUAUCACUACCUUUUUCUUGUACAAACUUAAAACAGUAAUUGGCAAUUGUAUAUUUGGAGAAGACUCGAUGAUACCUGACGGUUUUGAGGAACAAUCAACAAAAAUGAUGGUAGUUUAAAAAAAAAACUAACUUACUUUUGAUGGGGCAAUUUAUCAACAAUCCCAAUAUCACCAAAAUAGAAUGUGCCUGUUCGACACAGCAAUAAAAGACUGAUCAGAAAAUAAGAGAAAUAAUCUAGUGUAUUGACAAUCUGUCGUUUAUGCUAGUUUUCUAUUUACAAUAUCUAAUUAAUAAAUUGUUUUAUGAUAAUUUAUAGAUUUCAUUUGUCUUGCCUACUAUGUAAUACAUUUAGAAUAA